CUGGACAUGAAUGGGAUGGCAUCGGAUAACAACGCUUCCUCCCAGGAAGAAUACCUCCCACACUAUCUCCAGAAGGAAGACCCCUUUGCAUCAAAGCUUUCUAGAGAAGCUGACAUUGUAGCUGGGUUUUAUUUGACAGUAAUUGGGAUUCUUUCAACUCUGGGAAACGGGUAUGUUAUUUUUAUGUCCUCAAAGCGAAAAAAGAAGUUGAGACCUGCUGAGAUAAUGACUGUUAAUUUAGCAGUGUGUGAUCUGGGCAUUUCAGUUGUAGGAAAACCCUUUAGCAUCAUUUCCUUCUUUUCUCACCGCUGGGUGUUUGGAUGGAUGGGCUGUCGCUGGUAUGGAUGGGCUGGUUUCUUCUUUGGCUGUGGGAGCCUGAUUACUAUGACAGCUGUCAGCCUGGAUAGAUACCUAAAAAUCUGCCACUUGUCUUAUGGUACCUGGCUUAAGAGACAUCAUGCAUUUAUCUGUCUGGCAAUAAUCUGGGCCUAUGCUACGUUCUGGGCUACGGUGCCUUUUGCUGGUGUGGGGAACUAUGCCCCUGAGCCGUUUGGGACCUCCUGCACUCUGGACUGGUGGCUGGCGCAGGCUUCGGUGGCUGGCCAGGCUUUUAUUCUGAGUAUUCUUUUCUUUUGCCUCUUGUUCCCAACUGCAGUCAUUGUGUUUUCCUAUGUCAAAAUAAUUUUAAAAGUCAAAUCGUCUACCAAAGAAGUUGCUCACUACGAUACCAGGAUUCAGAACAGCCACACACUUGAAAUGAAGCUGACCAAGGUGGCAAUGUUGAUCUGUGCAGGGUUCCUCAUUGCCUGGAUCCCUUACGCUGUGGUCUCUGUGUGGUCAGCCUUUGGACAGCAGGAUUCCGUUCCCAUUCAGUUUUCAGUGGUACCAACUUUGCUUGCAAAGUCAGCAGCCAUGUACAACCCAAUUAUUUACCAGGUCAUAGACUGUAAGUUUGCCUGUUGCCGGUCAGGUGGAUUGAAGAUGCUGCAGAAGAAGAGCUCUUUGAAGAAAUCAAGGACGUACACCAUAUCUGCACACAGGGACUCGACGGCGAUGAAUGAAACGCAGCUAGAAGUAUGAAGGCUCAUUUCACAUACAGCAAAUGAAAACCUGAUGACAAACGAUCGUGCUGUCUCAAGUUCCUCUUUCUGUAAAUAAAUUAAAACAUGAUGACAGUUUUAGUUUACUCCCCUGUCCUAUGUACAAUAUAGUUCUUUCCAUCCUGACUAAAAUAGUGCGAUUAGAG
Molecule: messenger RNA, 1246 nt
Organism: Phalacrocorax carbo (great cormorant)
Lineage: Eukaryota; Metazoa; Chordata; Aves; Suliformes; Phalacrocoracidae
Source: RefSeq, a predicted model, not a curated record